Molecule: messenger RNA, 1347 nt
Organism: Sphenostylis stenocarpa
Lineage: Eukaryota; Viridiplantae; Streptophyta; Magnoliopsida; Fabales; Fabaceae
Source: the annotation of a GenBank genome assembly
AUGGCUACAGACGCCACCCUAAUUACCAUAAACAAUACAAUUUUCAGUGCAGUAGUGUUCGACGACUACAAUUCAGACCCAGAUAGAAGAUUUGUUUCCUAUAAUGUCACCAUUGACAUGCCACCCAAAAUUGUGUCUGAUGGCAUCUGGGGUAACACAGACUAUGGUGCAUUACCAGAAAGAGCCUCGAUGCCAUUGUUGGAGCUCCAAAUUCUCACCAUUUUCACCAUCACACAAUGCUUUCAUUUGGUGCUCAAGCGUUGGGGCUUCCCCUAUUUCGUUUCUCAGAUGAUGGCUGGUUUUGUUUUAGGUCCUUCUCUCAAGAUAGAUGCCUUGAUAAGCCAGAAAAACAAGUUGUUCCCUUACGGCAGUGAAGACUUGUUGAACCUAGUGUCAAUAUUGGGGUACACAUUCUUUCUAUUUUUGAAUGGGGUGAACAUGGAUUUUAGCAUGAUAACGAGAACUGGGAGGAAAGCUUGGGCAAUUGCUCUUUCCUCCUUGAUGAUUCCAUCACUUGUUGGUCUGUCACUGUGCUACAGCUUCAUGGGGCACUGGCAAAAAGUCCUAGGAGAGUUUGAUGGAGGAAGACUCCCGGUGGUAGUAAUAUCGCAGACAGGGUGUUCCUUCACAGUGGUAGCUUCUCUUCUCUCUGAUUUGGAGAUUUUGAACUCUGAACUUGGACGCUUGGCACUCUCAUCAGCUCUUGUUAUGGAUGUGACAGGCACAGUUGUGUCAGGGUUAGGCACUGCUGUUGUAAGCAGCCUUAGAACCGAUUCUCAUGAUCAUUCUGCGGGAAAGGGACCUCAACUUGCCAUGUACACUGUCACCAAAUACGUUCUUUUCGUGACAGUUGUGACUUCGAUAGGACGCCCCGCAAUGAGAUGGAUUGUGAGGAACACACCUGAAGGAAGACCUAUGAAGAAAGUAUACACCUAUGUGGUGGUCCUCAUGACCUUCUUCGCAGGGUUGUUUGGAGUGUGGGCUAACCAGACUGUGUUAGGUGGAGUGAUCCUCCUAGGUCUUGCUGUGCCAGAAGGUCCUCCACUGGGCUCUGAAUUGAUCAAACAGUUUGAGUUGUUCAACACUUGGUUCCUUUUGCCAACCUUUGUCACCUGUUGUGCCAUGAAAAUUGAUCUUUCCGCGCACAUUAGUUGCGAGCUAGCUCUCACGGUGAUCUCCUUCGUUGUUGUUGUGCAUUUGAUGAAGAUGCUUCUCACUGUCGGAAUCUGUCGCCAUUGCAACAUGCCCAAAACCGAUGGUUUGUGCCUCGCUCUCAUGUUGAGCUGCAAAGGAGUAGUUGAUUACGUCACCGACGUCUUUCUGUUUGACUCACUGGUAUGUGAUUAA